AUGUCAGUGGUAGGCAUUGAUCUGGGUUUUCAAAAUUGUUACAUCGCUGUUGCCAGGAGCGGUGGCAUUGAAACCAUUGCCAAUGAAUACAGUGACAGAUGCACACCGGCUUGUGUGUCUUUGGCCUCCAAAAACCGCAUAAUUGGAAAUGCAGCCAAGAGUCAAGUGAUAACAAACUUCAAAAAUACAGUUCAUGGCUUCAAAAAGUUCCACGGCAGAGCAUUUGAUGACCCAUUUGUUCAAGUGGAAAAACCCAAACUGCCUUACAGCUUACAUAGACUGGCCAAUGGAAACACUGGAAUUAAGGUGCGUUAUUUGGACGAGGACAAAGUGUUCACAGUCGAGCAGAUCACAGGGAUGCUGCUCAAUAAGCUGAAGGAGACGUCAGAGAGCGCCCUGAAGAAGCCGGUGGUUGACUGUGUCAUCUCUGUCCCGAGUUUCUUCACAGAUGCAGAAAGACGAUCGGUGUUGGACGCAACUCAAAUCGCAGGGCUGAACUGUUUGCGGCUAAUUAAUGACACCACUGCAGUGGCUUUGGCCUAUGGGAUCUACAAACAGGACCUUCCUACUCCAGAAGAGCGGCCUAGAAACGUGGUAUUUGUGGACAUGGGGCAUUCAUCAUUCCAGGUCUCAAUCACAGCUUUCAACAAAGGCAAACUCAAGGUCCUUGCCACAGCCUUUGACCCCUACCUUGGUGGGCGCAAUUUCGACGAGGCGUUGGUGGAUUACUUCUGCGAGGAGUUUAAGGGCAAGUACAAGCUCAACGUGAAGGACAAUCCCAGGGCUCUGCUGCGGCUGCACCAGGAGUGCGAGAAGCUGAAGAAGCUCAUGAGUGCCAACUCCUCCGACCUGCCUCUCAACAUAGAGUGCUUCAUGAAUGACAUUGACAUUUCCAGCAGGAUGAACAGGGGUCAUUUUGAAGACAUGUGCGCUCAGUAUCUGAUGAGAGUAGAAAUGCCACUGAAAGCAGUCCUUGAACAAUCAAAGCUCAGCCGGGAUGAUAUCUAUGCAGUGGAAAUAGUUGGAGGCGCCACGAGAAUCCCGGCUAUCAAAGAGAGGAUCUCCAAGUUUUUCUGCAAAGACAUCAGUACCACACUCAAUGCAGACGAAGCUGUAGCAAGAGGCUGUGCACUUCAGUGUGCCAUUUUGUCUCCAGCGUUUAAGGUGCGUGAAUUCUCCAUCACUGAUGUGGUUCCCUUUCCCAUUACACUUCGCUGGAAAUCACCAACAGAGGAUGGACAAGGAGACUGUGAAGUGUUCACUAAGAAUCAUGCGGCUCCGUUUUCCAAAGUGAUCACCUUCCACAAGAAGGAGCCCUUUGACCUUGAAGCCGUCUACAGUAACCCCCAAGAUUUCUCAUACCCAGACCACAGGAUAGGAUGUUUUUCGGUACAGAAUGUGGUUCCCCAGCCAGAUGGAGACAGCUCUAAAGUAAAGGUCAAAGUGCGGGUCAAUGUCCAUGGCAUCUUCAGUGUAUCCAGCGCUUCUCUGAUUGAGAAGCAGAAAGGAGAGGGAGAGGACAUGCAAAUUGACUCUGAGCCAAUGGUGCAGAAUGAAGGCAGAGCAGAGGAUCAGACCAAAAUGCAGGUGGAUCAGGAAGGCCAAAGCCAGGGGGAUCAGCAAAAUGAGGAAAACAGCUCCAGCACUAAGGAGGGUGCCUCCGGGGAAAAGCAGGAACCAGCAGCAGGGGGAAGCAAGCCCAAAGUCAAGGUGAAGAGUAUUGAUCUGCCCAUCAUCGCCACCAACAUUCGACAGCUUGACAGUGAUGUCCUUAACAGCUUUGUGGAGCAUGAGCGUCAGAUGGUUAUACAGGACAAACUGGUGAAAGAGCUGAACGAUGCUAAAAAUGCUGUUGAGGAGUAUGUAUACGAUCUGCGGGACAAACUUUGUGGCAUCUAUGAAAAGUAUAUCACGGAGGAGGACAGCAACCGGUUGACACUGAUGCUGGAGGACACAGAGAACUGGCUGUAUGAGGAUGGAGAGGACCAACCAAAACAAGUCUAUGAGGAGAAACUAGAUGCUCUCAAGAGGUUGGGUCAGCCCAUUCAAGAUCGGCACAGAGAGCACGAGGACAGACCGAGGGCUUUUGAGGAGCUGGGAAAGAAACUGCAGCUCUACAUGAAGUUUGUGGAUUCCUAUAGGCAGAAGGAUGAGCGAUACCUACAUUUGAGUGCAGAGGAAAUGAGCACUGUGGAGAAGUGUGUGAAUGAAAGCAUGGGCUGGAUGAACAGCAAGAUGAAUGCACAGAGCAAACUUACUAUAACUCAAGACCCCACUGUUAAAGUAGCAGACAUCAUUGCCAAAAUACAGGAACUGGAUAACGUAUGUAACCCAGUGAUCAGCAGGCCAAAGCCCACAGUGGAGGAGGCCCCUGAAGGGAAUGACCAAAACAGCGGAGCUCAUAAUGGCCCAACAGCCAAGCAAGGAGCAGAAGGGAAGGGAGACGCAAAGGGAAGCCAGCAGACAAAGCCUGGCACAAAAGAGAUGGAGGUGGACUGA
Messenger RNA from Toxotes jaculatrix (banded archerfish), 2499 nucleotides. It is a transcript of the gene hspa4l, whose product is annotated as heat shock protein 4 like. Gene Ontology annotation, cellular component: cytosol; nucleus. Bases 1 to 2499 code for a protein of 832 amino acids. NCBI's taxonomy places the organism in Eukaryota, Metazoa, Chordata, Actinopteri, Toxotidae. The transcript is spliced from 19 exons. The record is from RefSeq and is a predicted model, not a curated record. Gene Ontology annotation, biological process: protein folding. Gene Ontology annotation, molecular function: ATP-dependent protein folding chaperone; ATP binding.